Stegastes partitus (bicolor damselfish) is the source of this 3258-nucleotide messenger RNA. RefSeq names its product transmembrane protein 132C. The transcript is spliced from 9 exons. NCBI's taxonomy places the organism in Eukaryota, Metazoa, Chordata, Actinopteri, Pomacentridae. The coding region runs from base 1 to 3258 and encodes 1085 amino acids. The record is from RefSeq and is a predicted model, not a curated record.
AUGAUCCACUACCGACUAAGCACCUGCUCCCCUCUUGACAUUGGUCUCGGUUUUGUCACUUUUGAGGUGGUGGACAGCAAGGUGAUCCUGGAGGGCCUGCAGAGAUACGGCCCCACGCCGAUCUAUCUGCCUGUCAGCUACCGGAUCCUCAGCGCCGAGUCAGCGUUCUUCUUACAGGAGGCAAACCAGGACUUAAUGAGGAACUCCAGCCUGCAGGCUCGCACAGAGUCCUUUUUCAUCCACCAGGCCCGCCAGAUGCCCUUCGUCAACGCUAGCUACGGGCCGCUGUCUGUCCAGCAGCCUGUCCCUCUGGAGCUGCUGCAGACGCUGCCAGGGCCGUUUAACGCACCCUCCUUCACCCCGUCAUCGUCGGUGCCAACAUCAGCGUCCUCGCCGCCUCUCUUUACAUUCAACUGGAAGGUCCACACUUACAUUAUCAGCGAGAGGAUUCACCCCAGCUGGCCCAAAGUUCAAGUGUUGUUCUACAUCGCGGGCAGGGACUGGGAUGAUUACAGCGCCAUCCACAAGCUGCCCUGCGUGAGGAUGUUCGCCUUUCACGAGACUCAAGAGGUGCGUGGGACAUGCAGGUUAAAAGGUGAGCUGGGUAUAUGCGUUGCCGAGCUGGAGCCUCUGGCCAGCUGGUUCAGCCCACCCACUGUCAGGCCCGGUAGGCAGAGAGUGUCCGAGCAGGCCCAGGGCACUCCCGUGGAGCUCUACUACAUGGUUCAAACCACGGACAGCGGAGACUGCAGCUCCGAGGAUUCGAGAAAGGCCAGCUCGGUUCGCGUGGACCAGCAGAGGCCGAUGGGUUAUUUCGCAGGGCACACUCCUAUGCAGCGCAUCGGGAGCGUCAGGCUGUUUCAGCCGCUGUCGGAGCUGAAGCUGGACAAUAACUUCGUGGUGAUGGUGCCCUCCAAACCCAUCCGGCAGAGAGAAACCGUCUCGACUUUUCUGGCUCUUUCCACGCUUUCUUCAGUGCAGAUUUUCACCCUGAGGGUGAAGCUGAAGGACGGCGUGGCCUUUCUGGGAGCCAGAGCCAGCAACCCGGUUGUAUGGACGGUGAGCCAGGAUGUGAGAAGCGAAGGCCACCGGGUCGUCACCCUGCACUGCCACAGGAAGGAGAACAGCUUCAAUCAAAGAGUGGAGGCAGUGGGCUACCAGCGAGUGCUGCAGGUGGACCUGGAGGUGAACGGGCUGAUGGUGACUCAGGGCGGCCGGGAGGUGACGUGGCAGGUGGAGUAUCCGCUGACCCGCACCCUGACCAGCGAGGUGCAGACCCUCAUCCGCCUGGCGCCACAGGACCUGGGCGGCAUUGUGCCACUAGCCAUGGACACCGAGAUCCUAAACACAGCCGUGCUCACCGGGCGCACGGUCGCCGUUCCGGUGAAGGUAGUCACCGUAGGGACGGACGGAGCGGUGUCCGAUGUUACCGAGUCCGUUGAGUGCAGGUCAACAGACGAGCAAGUUAUCAAGGUGUCCGAGCGCUGCGACUACGUGUACGUCAACGGGAAGGAGACGAGAGGGAAGAGCAGGGUGAUGCUCAACUUCACCUACAGCUUUCUGAGCGCCCAGCUGGAGAUGAGCGUGUGGAUGCCCCGCCUGCCCUUGCUCGUCGACGUGGCCGACCCCGAGCUCAGCCAAAUUAAGGGCUGGAGGGUUCCUGCUAGCAGCGGCAACAGGAGGUACGAGAGGGUCACUGAUGACAAGGAUGGUGCCGCUGGGGCGGAGGAGAGGGCGGAGAACACCUGCGUGGCCCAGUACCAGAGCACCACCCUGAGAGUCCUCACGCACUUUGUGGCGGACGCCGGAGAAAUAAGAGGAGCUGCGGAGGACGACGGCCUCGGACAGCAGAGCUUCCUGCUGGGCACCGACUGGCAGGUGGAUGUGACCCAGAUGGUGAAGGACUCUCUGAGGGUGGAGGACCCGAGGGUCGCCCAGCUGCUGGAGGGUCAAGUCGUGAUCGGGCUGAGCGCUGGAGCCACCAAAAUACAGGUUCUGUCCCCUCUGACGUCAUCGGUCCUGGCCGAGAGGAGCAUCAGGGUGCUGGAUGACAAAGUGAGCGUGACAGAGCUCGGGGUACAGCUGGUAUCAGGACUAUCUCUGUCCCUGCAGCUCAGCCCCGGUAGCAACAGGGCCAUCGUCGCCACCGCAACCACACAGGAAGUCAUCAAUUCCCUCAAACAGGAAUCCCUCAUCAGCGCUUGGCUCCAGUUCAGCGAUGGCUCCAUGACUCCUCUAGACAACUACAACCCUGCCCAUUUCACCCUGGCGGCUACCUCUUUGAACGAACAGGUGGUGGCGGUGCAGCAAAGUGCAGCGUGGAAGUGGCCCAUCAUCGUCGCCAAAGGCCAAGGCCAGGGUUUGCUUGUGCGUGUUGAAAUGAGCCAAUCAGAAAUGUGCCAGAAGGGCAAACGGCGUACCAUAUUAGCCACCGGCAUGGUAAAUAUACAGGUAAGGUUUGGUCAAUCCGAAGAACAAUACAGACAACCAGGAGACCGACGAACGCGUCCCGAUCCUCCGUACUACGGCGGAUCUAUUUCUGACAUGGAAACUGGGCUAGUUAACCGCGGAGCCACGACCAUCAGGGGCCAGGUUCCGGUAAGGCCGAAUGGGGGCCGUUUGUCAGCGGACAGCGGGGCGAGGGUCCCAAACGAAUUCUCCGAAUAUCCGGACCAGGCCGAACUGCCUCGGAGCCGCAGCACAGACGAGGACUUGUCGCCUUCCCGACGAGGCCUGACAGACUUGGAGAUCGGCAUGUACGCCCUGCUGGGAGUCUUCUGCCUGGCCAUCCUGGUUUUUCUCAUUAACUGCAUCUCCUAUGCAUACAAGUACCGUAGUAGCAAGCAGCUGUCCCUGGAAGCUCCAGAGGCAAUGCCCCACGCCCACGACUGGGUCUGGCUUGGCCAGGAGGAGGGGCUAUGUCUGCAGCAACAGCAGCAGGACGAGCUGGGCGGCACCCUGGAGGAAGGUAGUCAGCUAUUGAAUGGAGGCGUCCAGCGUGGUAGUGCUGGUGGAGGAAGUGGAAGGGAUCACAGGAAUGAGUCGCUUAACUCACCGACCACCAAGAGGAAGAGGGUGAAGUUCACCACCUUUUCCAGCGUCAAGGCCAGCAACGGAUGUCCGGUGCUAAGCCCGUUAGCACUGGUGCAGACCAGUGAGAUAAAAUGGGUAUGUCCAGACAUCGAGCUUGGGGACUCAAAGGAUCUUAGGAACUACAUGGAAAAGCUUAAUGAGAAUGCAAUUAAGAACAUUGCAUAG